AUGUCGCUGAACGGGUCCACGGCGACACAACGCCAGCCGGCGCCUCGCGACAGCGGGCAUUCGUAUUCCUCGAGGCAGCAGCAGGCCAAGAACCAGCCAGACCUGUCUGGCCGCUUGGUCUAUGCGGAUCCACGCAGCCUGCCCUCGUUUCCCUCGGUCGGCGUCAAGCUGGACAGCACCAGCACCGCCGCCCUGACUGCUUCCAAGGUCAAGAGCCCGCCGGCCAUUUUCAGCAACAGCGGGUCCGUUCACUCGGCAUCCCUGAAAGCGGCCACCCAGGCGGCUGCCGCGGCCAGUGCUGCUCUGGUCUCCGCGAAACCCGCCGGCGCAAAGUCGCCGUCGGCACCUGAAAGUCGGUCGCGGAACGCCUCGCAAUUUCAGCCAACAAACGCCGAUUCUACGGAGCUUCCGUCUCCCACGCUACAAGAAGAUAGCACGGCCACCGCGAGCAACGUCAACACCAACACCAACACCAACAUGGCGACCAAGCCGUCCGGAAAAUCGUCCGAAGGCUGGGGCAACUCCGCGGCCAAUCAGGCCUUCCGCAAAAGCCAGAUUCUCUCUGCCAAGCGAGCUUCCGCCCCUCCCGAGAAACCGAUUCCCGAAAUUGCCGCUCUCGGUUACCAGCCGUCUCUGCGUGCGGCCAAGGGCGCCAUGAAGCAGGCGUCCCACACGGACGCCAAGUCCACGCCCGGCCUUGCCUCUAGCGCUGCCGCCACGUCUCUUUCUGGUGCGGCCUCGACCGCUGCUGGGGACAACUCGGCCCACUCUACGUCAAUGCGGACGCGCAGCCGGGCUCAGUCUAGCCCACUAACGUUGCGCCAACAGAAGAGCAUGUCGUCGCACUUCCCCGACAACACUGCAUCGUACUCUCUGGUCAGCAGCCCUCCAGACCCCAAGGUUUCGGCCGCCAAUGCUCUUAGUGCCGCAACCAUCGCCCACAGCGCUUCGGCCAGGUCGCGCGGUUCGGCUAGCAACCGCGCCAGCUAUGUAGGCGACGGUGGUUCCGUGCCCUACACAAACCUGGGCCGCCAGAUGUACACUUCGCACCCCCCUGUUGGCCCUGAAACGGAGGACCAGAAGCACACCGACGGCCUCCACGCCUCGGCCGUCGCCCUGGCCAAGAAAAUGUACAGCCCCGGCGUCGAGGGCGGGGUUUCGGGCGCCGGUGCCGGCGGCUCCUCUGUUCCCAACGUGCAGGAGCAGGCAUACAAGCUCGCCCAGGAGCGCCUCGAGAAACUCCACGAGCUGCACGGCAAGGACCGCGAGUACCGCGACCACUACAUGGACCCGAGCCUUGGUGCCUCGGCUGGUGGCGAGACGUCGCGCCGUCUGACCAUGCGUGGCCGUCUCCGGCGUCGCCGCUCGUCUAGUGACGGUGACAUCAAUUCCGACCACCUGCGUCCGCAGGAGAUCCGCAACCAGAUGUCUCUCUUGUCAAGCCGCAUCUCCGACGUGGAGGACAAGAGACGCCGCGACCGCCAGAACGUUCUCUUGGCCGCGCAACGCAAUGUCAAGUCACAGCUGCAGGACAUUGACGAGCAGGUCUAUGCCAACUCGGGCAGAUUGCCUCCGUCGGUCAUGUCGAAGAUUGAGCCCAAGAUCAACUCCAUGGCGCAGGAACGCGCGGACGCAUAUAUCAGCAACUACCCGCGUUCGGACCAGGUCGAUGUUGGCGGUGGCAAGUUCAUAAACCGCACCGACGUGGACAGGCUUGCCACUCGCCGCGUGCAACCCGUCAUCGAUGACAUGCACGAGAAGGCCCAAGCAGAGCAUGACCGCCAGGCCAAGCUGCGCGAGAAAGACGAAGAGCGCAAGGCCGAAGCAGCCAUAAUCGACGCUCGCGGCAAGGAUAUGAAGGCCAUGUACCGCCAGUUGAAGAAGGACGAAAAGGCCCGCAAGGCUGAAGAGAAAACUGCCAAGAGACAUAGCAAAAUCCUUGGCAUUCCCAUUGGCUUUGGUCUUGGUACGGGUGCUGCUGCCGCGAGCACCACCGGCGACAAUGCCGGCAACCGUACUGACAAGGCAAGCAACGUCGUCAACGGCAAGGGUAAGCACAGUGCCGAGGACGAUGCUGCUGAAACCGCCCGCCAUGGCACGGGGGAAGAUGUGAUGACGGCUCCGGACACGUCCAGUGCUGCCAGUGACUUCCACUCCAACGAUGUUUCGUCCCUGAGCAGUCCGACUAGCCCGGUCCCCAGAAGUGCCGGAACCGGUACCGGUAUCGGCGCCGGUGCCGCUGCCACGGGUGCGGCUGUGGGUGUGGGUUCUCGUGCGACAAAACCGUCUGUUCCUACGACUACGGCUGCCGCUGAUAUCACCAACUCAUCUUCGCUUGCCACAGCUCCUGUGACGCAGCCCGUCACCAAGGCUCCCGCUGCUCGUGAUGCGUCGUCAGGUGCGGCGCCCAGUGCAGGCGCAAUGACGACGCCGGCGACCCAUGAGACGGCGGAUCGCAGCGGCGCUCCCCUGGAAAAGAGCGGCAGUAACACCAGCCGGAGACUUUCCAGGCUGUUCGUCAAGACGCCCAAGGACAGCAACGUCGAGCGUACGAACCCAGAGAGCAGCGGCAACGUCCCGUCCAAGAUUUCCGGUAGCGCCGUCGCUGGCACUGCCGGUGCGGUUGGCGCUGCCGGUGCUGUCGGUGCUGGUGUUGGAUCCCAGUCCAAGUCUGUCGCCCCUGGCACCACCAACGGUGUCAGCUCCGGCCCUGCGUCUGCUGCCCCUGCUGCCCCUACUACUUCUAGCACUGCACCCGGCGCACGUGUUGGUACCGGUGUCGGUGCACCUAUUUCGUCGGCGUCAGACAAGGCUUCGACACCAAAGUCGCCCGUGUCACCUUUGUCCGACGAGUCAGCAUCGUCACCCAACUCCAACAGCAAGGUCAAGUCUUGGCUGAAGUCGCGCUUCUCGCGCGAUCCGUCCAAGUCGUCGGCUUCCGCAAGCAAUGACCCUGCCGCAUCCACCUCGGGUAAGGCUGCGGCCACGGGCACUGGUGUCUCGACGGCGUCGACGGCAGGCUCAGCAGGCCCUGCACCCUCCAAAGACCUGGGUUCAUCUGCCGUCGGAUCCGAUUCGCAGCGGCCCGACGCUGAGCGGACGUUUAUUGGGGGCCACACACUGACAUCUUCGGAUAAUAAGGACCGCGUCGGAAGCGGCUCCCUGACCAUUCCUCUCAUUGCUGGCGGCACCCUUGUCGCCGCAGGUGGUGCGACGGCUGCUGGUCUUGCUUCGUCUAAAGGUGACGCUCCGGCCUCUGGCCAGGGGAAGGAGACCCUUGGUGAGCAGCCGGGCAACAGCCCCAACCGUGUGAACCAGGCGUACUACACUCCCACAGGCAGCGAGGGCCCGAGCGCGACUCAACCUGGUGACCGUGCCGCGGAUCUCAAGGAGCAGGGUGCCCCGAGCAAGUCGGGUCUCCCUGACUCGAAGGAGCUCACGGGUAUCACGGCACCCAAGGACUCGUACGAGAAGGACGCCGCUGCGCUGGCUCCGGCCCAAUCCGGCACUGAUGCCGCGUCCAAGGGUCAGUAUGGCAGCGGCUUUGGGAAACUGGGUCCUCUGACACCCAUGACCAUGGGUCCUGCUGAGGGCGCAAAGACUACCGGCACCACUGGUACCUCUGGUUCGUCCGGCCUUGCUGGCACCGCCGGUGUGGUUGGUGCUGCCGGUGCUGCCGGUGCUAUUGGUACUGCCGGUGCUGCCGGUGCCGCCGCAUCCACCAAUCGUUCGAGCAACACGGGCGCACUCAACACUCCCAGCGCGGAUUACACGCUUCCCGGAAAUCGGACCAGCUAUGCCAGCAGCCACUACAGCAACGAUGCAGGUGUUCCCGGUGUGGCCGGUAGUGGUUUCGGCCUCAUCGGGCACAACAUUUUUGCCAACUACAGCGGCGCUUCGCCUGCUGCUGGCAAGCCGAAAACAUCCGAGACCGCCGGAACUUCCGGGGCUGCCGCGGCCACUGACAAUGUCGGUGGAGCGAACGACAAGGGUAACACAUUUGUGUCCGUCCCGCCCCCAGCCAGCGACUCGGGCGUAAACGUAGCCGCGUUCACGCCGCCCAGGGCCGUCACCAACCCGGCCGAGAAGAGCGCAAGCCCUGUUCGUGAUUCGCGCUUCCUUGAAAACCUCGAGGAGUACUCGUAG
Molecule: messenger RNA, 4146 nt
Organism: Sporothrix brasiliensis 5110
Lineage: Eukaryota; Fungi; Ascomycota; Sordariomycetes; Ophiostomatales; Ophiostomataceae
Exons: 3
Coding region: 1-4146 (1381 amino acids)
Biological process (GO): eisosome assembly
Source: RefSeq, a predicted model, not a curated record